Molecule: messenger RNA, 378 nt
Organism: Cooperia oncophora
Lineage: Eukaryota; Metazoa; Nematoda; Chromadorea; Rhabditida; Trichostrongylidae
Source: the annotation of a GenBank genome assembly
AUGACAGGAGGUAUAGCUAUCGCUUCUGAUCAACUAGUUACCAUCCAGUGGAAAGAUGUGAAGGUAACGGCAAAAAGUGGUCGGCAGAUAUUGCAAAAUGUCAGCGGAAUCGCUGUCCCGAGGGAAAUGAUUGCUCUCAUGGGUGCCAGUGGAGCGGGCAAGACUACUCUUUUGAACGCACUCCUGGAACGGAAUCUCAGCGGUUUGAGCGUUGAAGGCACCGUACUGGUGAAUGGACAGAAUAUUGGCAGAGGAGUGACCAGUGUAUCGGCCUACGUGCAACAAGAGGAUUUAUUUGUGGGCACCCUCACGGUACUAAUGUGUUCCACUCCAAUUAACCGGUUAAGCCGUGCAGUCACCUCCGAAAACGGUACCUGA